UUCAAAAACACUUUAUGUUUACAGGUUAUUUGGGAUCCAUACCACAACUGCAGAGACCGCCAUCCAUGUAACCCGGUUACGUUCUACCAUGGAUGCUUAAAGUGCUUAGACGUUGUCAAACCCUAUCAUCCAGAUAGAGUUCUGAGGCAGUUUGGCAAGGUUCAAACCAUUCCAGAUGCACCGCUAGCUCCCAGUCGUGGUGCUCGGGGUAAUAUAUCUGCACGAUAUAUAGUCAUGUAUAGAUACUUGGAUAGGAUCUGGGAGGCUUGGGAUAACCACGUGUUAUCUGAGCAACGGAGGAGCACACCAGUUCGUCAGCCGUGGGAAUGUGUACUGGGUUACAUGGAUUGGUAUAAAAAUAUCACGCACCUAUAUGUUGAGCACACUGAUGAACCGCGUGUCCAUGACCAUCAGGAUUUCAGCCAACAUGCCGAUCGUAUUGCACAUGCACUGCAGAUUUCACAUCCUAUUAUUGACGCUGGUUAUGAGGAGGGGAUUCGACAUCCUUAUCGACUUUACCAGGCUAUCGAGAGUAUGAUGCAUGUCCUUGAAGGUCAGCACAUUGACGAAGCUGGACCUAGUUCUGCUGGACCUAGUUAUACUGGAGGUCGCUUUCCAUCUUCGACAUUGACAUACAGUCGUAGGCCUAGGCGUAGACAUACAGCUGAUUCGUGACAUGUUAUUUGUUAGUUGGUGGAUUUUUUUUGGUGUUUUUUGUAAGAUGAUAUUGUUGUAAUGGUAACAGUGGUUAAUAUUUUCUUAUUAGA
Molecule: messenger RNA, 767 nt
Organism: Camellia sinensis
Lineage: Eukaryota; Viridiplantae; Streptophyta; Magnoliopsida; Ericales; Theaceae
Source: RefSeq, a predicted model, not a curated record